UUAAUUAAUUUGUCUAAUCAGACACCAAAUAAUAAUGGACAUUACAAGCCUGAUAAAAUGCUUUAUUCCAAAGCACCUGUACCACCACCUGUAGUUGUCAAUACUACUACUACUACUAAUAUACCCAUUGAAUGGGAUUGGAGAAAGUAUGGUAUAGUAACACCAGCUAGAGAUCAGAAACUUUGUUUAUCUUCUUGGAGUUUUGCAGCGAUCUCUGCACUGGAAAGUCAUGUAAUGAAGGCUCAGAUAGCUGAGGGAAAGUUUGAUCCGACAAAACAAUUGAAAUUAAGUGAACAAAAUCUGAUCGACUGUUCCACUAGUUUCGGUACACAGGGUUGCUAUGAAGGCACUACACGAAUGGCCUUUGAAUAUGUUCAGGAAAUUAAAGGUCUCAAUACUAACAAUGACUAUCCGUUUACCGGAAAACCGGACAAUUGUCUCUAUAAGGAAGAAAAACGAGUCGAUAUAGACAUCAAAGAUAUCAUACGUAUAACUACCGGCUCUGACCAGGAAUUGGUUGCAGCUAUCUAUACAUACGGACCGGUCACUGUUAGCCUACAUGAGACCAUUAAUUUUAAAACAUAUAGAUCCGGUAUUUUUGAUGAUCCCUUAUGUGAUGCCAAUAAUGUUAGCAUUGCUUUAGUAGCCGUUGGUUACACUCCCGAGUAUUUUAUACUAAAACACAGUUUAGGUAAUAAUUGGGGCGAAAAUGGUUACAUUAGGUUAUCCCGGUCUAAGUCUAACAAUUGUGGUGUCAGUGAACAGGCCUACUAUACAGUACUGGCCAAUGAUGUCGGAACCGAUAAAAUCAACGACAAACUAAUGAUACAUUAUAUAAAUUAAUUUUACAUUAAAUGUGUCAAUAUAUGUACUGUAUAUAAAUAUAGUAGCAUAACA
Oppia nitens is the source of this 897-nucleotide messenger RNA. Its product is annotated as procathepsin L-like. The transcript has 8 exons. Gene Ontology annotation, molecular function: cysteine-type endopeptidase activity. The record is from RefSeq and is a predicted model, not a curated record. Lineage: Eukaryota; Metazoa; Arthropoda; Arachnida; Sarcoptiformes; Oppiidae. The coding region runs from base 58 to 843 and encodes 261 amino acids. Gene Ontology annotation, cellular component: lysosome.